AUGCCGCUGCGGCCAUGCGUAGCCGACGACAAGAUCGAAGCGUAUAUGCGACGCACGAAAGGGUUUUCCUUAGGACUACUACUUGGCCAUCGAAGUUCGAGCAACCUCAGCGAUCUCGUCUUGGCCGCGGUUCCUACGCCCCCGGAACAAGAUGGCGGCAAGUCAACGCAAUUGUCGGACAUCUCGAUCGAUUGGAUGGUGCUACAUGCCACUCAAGUGCUUGGCUACCUCCCUGGAGGAAUCGACUGUUUGGGGAUGUAUGUCGUCGCACGGGAUGCCGCCACGUCUUUGAACGGGAUCAAGCUACAUCGGCACAUGCUCGCAUUACGCCAAGUUCAAACUCGGUUAAAGAAGUCGCUGCAUGCUAUCUCUGACGACGACUGUGUGCAAUACAUCGCCGUUGCUUCUCCUGGUGUGUCUCCUGUCUUCAAAGCCCUCUCAAAGGGCAACGCGAUGGUUCCCGUGGAUUGCAAGUGGCAGCCAGACGUUGCGACCACGUUUCUGCGGAGGUUCACAUGCUCGAUCGAGGUUCCCAUCAUCAUCGCAUCGCCUCCGUCGCGGUCACAUACAUGGUGGACGACGCGGCUGCAUCGUCAGCUUCAGAAUACCAUAUCCAUCGCAGACUCGUCGGACCACGUGACAUUUCUACGCGCAUUAGCAAGCUCUGGGAACGGCACCGACGACGAUGGCGUCCGGACGUGUAGCACCGGCACUCCAUCGCGCUCUCUGCAAACCAUUCAAGGUAGCAUUCACUGCGUUGCGUACGUACACCGCAAGACCAAAACCAUUGUGGACGUUGCUGCCGAUCGGUUGAGAGAAGAUGGUGUGCACAGCUUAGCCACUCGGCUAGCCGCCCUGGACAACGACGACCAGUCGACAGAUGCAGAAGAAUCGCCCCACGAGGCUUCGCAAACAAUGGCGCUUCCUCGACGUGCCGUGUUCUCGUGGUGCAGCGGUGGUGUUCCUGCAGGAUUCGACGGUCUCUUGCACGUUGUGGAGGCGCACGAGUCAUUGGCGGACAGCCUGUCGAAUGCCAGGGAGGUGUUGGGAGAUGCAUCCUCGAUCCUCCACGCCACUUGGGUGGAAGAAGCUGCAAAGGAGGUGCCAGUGUGGGCGGAGAAAGUGGAACCGACUUGCAAAUCCCCCUGGCUUACGCCAGAACCCAUCACGCCCACUAAUACUGUGACCAGCCACCACUACUGGCGAUUGACUACCGGCUCUAUGGCCGCGGCUCUGAGUGUGCUGGCGUUGGCCUUAUUGUGGCUACGCUACAGUAGUACACUGUUACCUUUGUAGCCAACAUACACACAAUCAUGGCGGCGAGAGGGAAUAUGCAUACACGAGGUUGUACUUUUUGAGUCAAUAACGUAAUCGUAGUAGUAUUAUAAAUAAGAAAAACACUAAAUAAAAAGGACGGGCGCUAGCUGGCUGGCUAGUACAACGCACUAAAGUUCCACUCGACAGCCCGCGCGAGCUUGAGCUUUUCCGUAUAAAAGUCCGAGUACGUGUGUCGCUCGAUGGUGUCGUAGUCGCUGUCGUCGUACUGGUCAAAGUCCAUCGUGGACGAGCACGACUCUUGGGUGGUAGGGCUGCUCACGGGUUCGGCGGAUCGGCUGCCGGCCACUGCUUUGGGCUCGGACAUGGCGACACCACACGACAUCUUGGACAGGACUGGAGCCAACAUCACAGUCGUCGCUUGUUCCUUCUCGGACGAGAGGGAAGCCGCAACCGCAUGCGACGGCGCGUUGCAAGACGUGCUGUCGAUCGUUGUCAGUGGGAUGUCGGCUUUGGCCGCGGCCGCGCGAAUUCCUUCCGACACAGCGAGCAAGUACACGGCGUUGGACUGGCAGUCGAGGGAGCAGAAGCCAGCAGUGGUACAUGGGCUAAGGAAUUUGAGGUAGAUGUGUUUGCAGUUCUGGCACAUUUCGCGCUUGCUGUCCCA
Messenger RNA from Aphanomyces astaci, 1942 nucleotides. RefSeq lists its product as hypothetical. The transcript has 5 exons. Bases 1 to 1296 code for a protein of 431 amino acids. Gene Ontology annotation, cellular component: endomembrane system. The record is from RefSeq and is a predicted model, not a curated record. Gene Ontology annotation, biological process: intracellular protein localization. NCBI's taxonomy places the organism in Eukaryota, Oomycota, Saprolegniomycetes, Saprolegniales, Verrucalvaceae.